Molecule: messenger RNA, 2245 nt
Organism: Ornithorhynchus anatinus (platypus)
Lineage: Eukaryota; Metazoa; Chordata; Mammalia; Monotremata; Ornithorhynchidae
Product: sphingolipid delta(4)-desaturase/C4-monooxygenase DES2-like
Exons: 3
Coding region: 21-1049 (342 amino acids)
Biological process (GO): ceramide biosynthetic process
Cellular component (GO): membrane
Molecular function (GO): sphingolipid delta-4 desaturase activity
Source: RefSeq, a predicted model, not a curated record
UCGGACCCCUGGGACCCGCCAUGGGGAACCGGGUCACCCGGGAGGACUUCGACUGGGUCUACACCGACCAGCCACACACCGCCCGGCGCCGGGAGAUCCUCGCCAAGUACCCGGAGAUCAAGCGGCUGAUGGGCCCGGACCCGCAUCUGAAGUGGGUGGUGACCGCUUUGGUCCUGGCUCAGCUCCUGGCCUGCUACCUGGUCCGGGCGGCCGCCUGGAAGUGGGUCUUCUUCUGGGCCUACGCCGUCGGGGGUCCCGUGAACCACGCGCUGACCCUGGCCAUCCACGACAUCUCCCACAACGCGGCCUUCGGCAACCGCGCCCCGGGCCGGAACCGCCUGUUCGCCCUCUUCGCCAACCUGCCCGUGGGCGUGCCCUACGCCUCGUCCUUCAAGAAGUACCACGUGGACCACCACCGCUACCUGGGCGGGCGGGGGCUGGACGUGGACGUGCCCACGGCGCUCGAGGCCCGCCUGUUCUGCCGGCCGGCCGGCAAGCUGGCCUGGCUGGUGCUGCAGCCCCUCUUCUACGCGCUGCGACCCCUCUGCGUGCGGCCCCUGCCGCUCAGUCGCCUGGAGGCCCUCAACGGGGCCGUCCAGCUGGGCUGCGACGCCGCCCUCUGGGCCGCCUGGGGUCCCAAGCCGCUGGUCUACCUGGUCGGGGGGUCGCUGCUGGCCAUGGGGCUGCACCCCUUCUCCGGGCACUUCCUGGCGGAGCACUACGCCUUCGUCCGGGGCGCGGGAGCCGGCGAGACCUUCUCCUACUACGGCGUCCUCAACUGGUUCACCUUCAACGUGGGCUACCACGUGGAGCACCACGACUUCCCCAGCGUGCCCGGGAGCCGCCUGCCCCUGGUGAGGAAGAUCGCGGCGGAGUACUACGACCCGCUCCCGCACCACACGUCCUGGUGCCGGGUGCUCUGGGACUUUGUAUUCUGCUCGUCCCUGGGGCUUUACUCCCGGUUGGUCCGCGAAUACCCUCUGUCCCGGCCUUCCCUGGAGUCCCGGGAUUCCCCGUCCUUCGCCCCGGCCGAGGGGACGGACAGCUGAGCGGAGACCGGGCACGACUCGCCCGGUUCCCUCUCCCCCAGCGAAGGACUUGGGAAGCGGGGGACCUGGGUUCCCUCGCUUGACUUUGAGGGAGGGGAAGAAGGGAGUCCCGGGAGGCUGCCCGACUGGAAUUGGAGGAUGAAGGACUGGGAAUGAGUUUGAGCAUCUUCCAUGACUAUUUAUUGCGCCCUCAAGGGCGGUCGUGCGUGUGUAUAUGUGUGCGUGGAUAUGCGUGGGCAACCUGGAAGGGAAUGGUCUCUCUAAUAUUGAACCACAGAGGUGGGAUGGUGUCUGUAGGGCUGCGAAGGUGGGAGAAGAGAGGCCAGUGGGGCUCUGAGUUUGGGGUAGGAUUUCCUCCUCCCCCUUAUUUAUUCUGGGGUAAUCCCUGCCAUCACACCCUCCUCUGAGCUGCCCAAAUUCCCCCCCACUCCCUCUGGUGAAUGCGGGUUAGCGAUCUCCCACUGCUCCUUGAUAACCAGAGUCACUCGGCUCCCGGGGACACGGUUAAGGAUCCAGGCCCCUGAGACUCCCCAGAAAGGAGCCAUGGGAGAUGUGAAGGCCCACGCGGUCUUCCGACGGGGGCCCUAGAAGUUUCUGAUGGAGGAAAAGUGACUGGAAUAGGUAGGGAAGUCUAGAAGGGCUUCCUGGAGGAAGGUUCCACAACGGAAUUUGAAGGGAGCGGGGGAGGAAGAGCCUAAGGAAGAUGGGAGGGAAUUUCCAGGUCCCCACUACUGGGCGGCUUUAGCCAUACCCUAUCAUACUAUUUCUCCCUGCUUUCCCAACCCCAUCCCAUACAGACCUGGGCGUUUACGUUAGAUGGAGAGGACGGAAGAGACUCUCAGCCUCUCACCCCACCUCUCCCACCUCUAUCCCUCCCACUGCGGUUUCAUCCCAAAUAAGGCCGACCCCAGCCUGGAUUUUCCUCCCGUUCCGUGGUCAUUCUGGAGGCACUGGGAGCUGGAUCCCAGCUGGAUUUGAUCCCCGGUCACCGUCCCCACGGGCCCUGGUUCUCCAACUCUCCCGAUGGGGCCACGAAUGCAUGGGGUUGUAUCUGAUUGCGUCUUUGCACGAAGGGGUCCGCUCCCUCCUCCGCUAGAGCGGGGAGGAGGUGGGGGCGCACACAGUUGUGUGAGACAGGCGGGCAGAUGGCGGCAGAUGAAGUUACAUAUUGUAAUUAAUAAAAGCGAAAUUACUAA